AUGGAACGUAAGGGAAUUGAACAUGGGAAGUUGGACACCAUCAAGAAGGAAAUGAAUCGAUUAAACAUCGCUAUCCUAGGAGUCGGCGAAGUUCAUUGGACUGGCAAUGGUUUCCUCAACUCUGGUGAUCAUACAAUGUACUUUUCGGGCAAUAGCAAGACCAGACAAAAUGGAGUGAGAUUUGUUCUAUACAAGAAAAUAUCCAAGUGUGUUGAAGGUUACCAGACCAUCAGUGAUCGAGUGAUUACCAUUCGCAUCAAAGUCAAAACCAACAACAUCACAUUGUACAAAUCUACGCACCAACUGCCGACGCCGAAGAAGAUGAGAUUGAACAAUUCUAUGCAGAAAUUCAGGGCGCAAUCGAGGAAACACCACGAACAGAUGUUGUCUAUAUUCUGGGAGAUUUCAAUGCCAACAAUGGAGAAAAAGCAGAAGCAGACAUUGUUGCAACGGUGGAAGAGUUCAGUCCAAGCUGUGAAGACGUACCUUGAGGCAGACUGUGGAUCUGACCAUGAACAUCUGGUUGCCAAGAUCAAAAUUCGAUUCUGCAAUGUCAAGCGACCACCCGCUUGCCAGAAAUUUGUUACCAACAAGAUCGGUCUAUCAUAUGUCGCUGAGAUCAGAAGCCGCUUCGAACUGCUCGCCAUCGAAGCAGAAGAUAUAUGGGAGAAUGUGAAGGAAAUUGUCGUUGAAACAGCAGAGAAACAUGUACUAUACAAGAAACCCACACGAUCAGCAAAGUGGAUUUCGGAGGAGACUUAUGCAAUAGCAGAAGAAAGAAGGAGAGCAAAGGUGACCAGAAGCAGGGAUGAAGUGCGGCGCCUGAAUGCAAUGUUCCAACAGGCUGCCAGGAAGGACAAAGAGAAAUACUGGAAUGAGGAAUGUGCAAGGGAAGAGGAGGCAUACAGGAAACGGAACAUGAGAGAACUUUACCAACAUGUAAAGAAGGCCCGUGCAGCAUCCAUGGCAAGACAAGCAACCUUCCGUGGGAGAAAUGGUGAAGAACCACAUGACCUAGAAGGGAUAAGAAAAAGAUGGAAAGAAUACACUGAACAGUUGUACGCAGGGAACAACCGUGAUGAGCAGGCAGAAGAGAAGCCACUGGAACUGGAGCCAGACAUCCUGGAGGAUGAGGUGGUAUGGGCAAUGAAACAGCUGGCCAAAACCGAGAAGCCCCAGAUACUGAUGGCAUACCACUAG
Octopus sinensis (East Asian common octopus) is the source of this 1200-nucleotide messenger RNA. RefSeq lists its product as uncharacterized. The coding region runs from base 1 to 1200 and encodes 399 amino acids. Lineage: Eukaryota; Metazoa; Mollusca; Cephalopoda; Octopoda; Octopodidae. The record is from RefSeq and is a predicted model, not a curated record. The transcript has 2 exons.